This is a messenger RNA of Cygnus atratus (black swan), 1986 nucleotides long. RefSeq names its product chromosome 1 C3orf38 homolog (gene C1H3orf38). The record is from RefSeq and is a predicted model, not a curated record. NCBI's taxonomy places the organism in Eukaryota, Metazoa, Chordata, Aves, Anseriformes, Anatidae. The coding region runs from base 96 to 1025 and encodes 309 amino acids. The transcript has 3 exons.
GCGGCGGUCGCUAGGGCCCGCCGUCGCUAAGGGCCCGAGCCUGGGCGGCGGCGGCGGCUGGGCCUGGUGGGGGCCGGGCCGGGCCGGGCCUGGCCAUGGCCUCGGCGGGGCUGAGCGAGCGGGAGCAGGCCGGGUGCCGCCAGCUGCUCGAGCUGCUCGGCACCGAGGAGCUGUUGGCGCUGACGGACACCAUCACCAACCGCCUGGUCCACCCGGAGAACCGUCAAGAAGCCAUUAGUGCCAUUUUGGUUUACAGCCAAAACGUAGAAGAACUUCUGAAACGAAGAAAAGUCUAUCGAGAAACAAUUUUUAAAUAUUUGGCAGUACAAGGAAUCGCAGUGCCUCCUUCCUCUGAGAAACAUCAACUCAUUGCUUAUGUAAAGCAGUACUGGGACGGGAAGCUCCUGUCGAAUGACUCGGAGUCAGGGGAGAGAAAAACACACGCAGAGAGUCAUGAAAAGAGAUCCAAGUCACCUCAAGAUGAUGUUCACUAUCUAGGAGAAGAAUUCUGCCAAUGGUUCUUUGAACUCCUGAAUUCUCAACAUCCUUUGGGAGUUAAAUCUGAAGAAAAAUGGGGACCACAGCAUUUCUGGGAGGAUGCCAAACUGAAGUUCUGUUACAACACGUUAGAAAAAAACAUGGAAGAAUAUGUUGGUGCAGAAAUGGUGAGCCUUCGUCUGCUCUCGUUGGUUAAAGAAGAAUAUCUUCUGUUCAACCCCAAUUUGAAUGCUGAUGGACUGAAAUGUGUCAUGUCUCGGCAUGGGUUAGUACUGGUAGCAGUGGCUGGCACGGUACAUAGAGGCAACGUUUGUUUGGGCAUCUUUGAACAAAUUUUUGGACUCAUUAGCUGUCCGAUCAGGGGGAAUACCUGGAAAAUAAAAAUUGUGAGCCUUAAAAUCGUUGGACAGAAUGCUCUGGAGCCUGGAGUGCAAAUUGAAAAACCCUCCAUAAAAUACGAGUCAAACCAACUGCAGGAGCUGUAUGAUGGGAAAGAACUGGCUGUGUUUGAACCUCAUAAAUUCUGAGCAGUUCUUCCACAACUGAGGGACUGGGGGGUGAGGGGGAAGCCUACAGCACUUGUGUGUGGUUGAAUAUUGAAGUGAUUGCAGCCAUGCGAUGUUGUCUCUUUCUUGAGUCAGAUUUGCCUGAUGACAAACACAGAUGAAGAGUCUGAAGUAUUUAUACGGGUGAUGCUCUCAGGCACCUUUGUAACAGCCAACAAACUUUUCAAAAUAUUAUUUGAGAUUACUUUAGGUUACUACUCACUAAAGUUAGGAAUGAAAUUACUUUGGUUAUUCUUGCUUACAGAACAUGGGUUACAUUUGAAUAUGGGCAGGCUGCGGUGUAUAAUGAACUGGAUGACCUGGAGCUCACGAGUUGUAGGUUGCUUCUCCUCAGGAAACCAGUUUAAACUCCUGAGUUGUAACAGAAAGUCAUUGCUUCUGGCUUUUUGAAAUUGGGCCUGGUGAACAUCUAAAAAGUCUAAUGUCUUCUGAAAGUCCCGAGAAAACCGUCUGCUCUUUUGGCAGUUUUUGGAGGGAACUCACAAAAUACUGUGAAUGGACAUUGCUGCCUUUUAUGUUCUGAACGUGGUUUCUUCACUAACCAGUAGUAGUAAUUUAAUGGGACGAUGCAGGGAAGUUAGCGUUGUUUAAUUCUGUUCUGUUUAGGUUAAAAGCUUUCCUUUCUCUUACUUUACAAUUCCAGCUUUGAGAUGGUUUUCCAGUAUUCCAUUUCUAGCACUGACUCUCUUGGAUCAAAUAGUUGAUUCCGUGACUUACAACAACACUGUCUGAACCAAAUGCUGUGAUAAUUAUUUUGUAUAUACAUACAACAGAGAUUAAUAUAAUAAUUGUGAUUUUUGUAUAUUUUCUCAAAAUAGGAGCUUUGUAUACUCCUGGAUACUUUAUUACCUUGACUAGAAGUCAAUUUGUUAAUGGUGGGAAUUUACAACAAGAGGUGAUAUAAAUAAAUAAAUAAUCCAUA